UAUAAGGAGAUAACAUACAAAGAUGGAAUGAUAGAGGUAGCUCCGCUACCAUUGCUAAUAUACCGACUUGUACCGACAUCAACAUACUAUCCAGAUAAGUCCUACAUCUUUGCAUUCCUCUUGAAUUCUCGGGUCUUCCUAACACCUCACCAACUGUUUCAACAAGUCUGCGAGGCUUGCAAACAGCAGGAGUCCUUGUUGGAUAAGCAAAAUAUUGUUAGUGGAUUGUUGUUUUUAUUAAUAUUAUUAUUAUUAUUGCUGUUACUAUGGACAGAUAAUUUUGCCUAUGACUUUCGAGAUGAGCGAAUGAUAAUUUUAUUAAAAGAAAUGAACUCACUCAUCUUGAAACAUCACCUCCAUUUUAAAAAAGAAAUCACCAUUAUCACUCAGAAUCUCUACAGUAAGUUGCAAGCACUGCAUAAGUAUGAAGACCUUUUGGACAAGAUUAACAUGGAGGUGUCUAGUAGGACUAAUAAUCUCUUACCCACUGUUAGUCUGUCUACGGACAUAACAGAAACCUGCCCCAAUCCCCUCUUCCUAGGCCACCAAUUGACGCACAUCGAACUCGAGCGGCUGAGUAUGAUUGGUCCAGAGGAGUUCAUCCAGGACCACGCCCUACGAUCUGUUCGUUCUGAUUGGCUGUUGCUCUUUCGACGAUUCCUAAAGAAGUUAACCAACAUCGAUUCUUAUGUGCAUUGGUAUAAUAGAUUGAGCUACUUUGUGGCUACGGAAAUUUGCAUGCACUUGAAGAAGAAAAACAGAGCGCGCAUGAUUGAGUACUUCGUGGAUGUGGCCAAAGAGUGUAUAAACAUCGGCAACUUCAACUCUCUGAUGGCCAUUCUAGGGGGCCUCAAUAUGCCCGCUAUACAGAGGCUGAAGAAAACUUGGGCCAAGGUUAACAAAGAAAAAUUCGAAAUUUUAGAGCGGCUCUCAAACCCCUGUGGCAACUUCAAUAGCUACAGAUCCUCAUUGAAGGCUGCCCUCUGGAGAAGCGAGGGGGCUUCUGAUGAUAGAGAGAGAAUCAUAGUCCCGUUUUUCAGUGUGAUGCUCAAGGAUAUUUAUAUGCUGAACGAAAAUAAAGACCUUCCCGACAGGUUCUCAAAUGGCCAUGUUAACUUUAAGAAAAUUUGGGAAGUAACAAAAGUUGUCAACGAGUUCAUGGCGUGGAAGCAAGUUGAG
Molecule: messenger RNA, 1179 nt
Organism: Helobdella robusta
Lineage: Eukaryota; Metazoa; Annelida; Clitellata; Rhynchobdellida; Glossiphoniidae
Exons: 13
Biological process (GO): Ras protein signal transduction; positive regulation of GTPase activity
Cellular component (GO): plasma membrane
Molecular function (GO): guanyl-nucleotide exchange factor activity
Source: RefSeq, a predicted model, not a curated record